GGGACCUCUGGGCUGUUUCACCUGGCUGGGUAUUGCUUUCUAGGGAGGGAGGGAGAGGAGGCUGGAAAGGGGAGAGAGACACAGACAGACAGACAAGCUUAGGGACGAACAAGUGGAAAUUGAGACAUGGGGAGGGAACGGAAAACCUGACCGAGAAACAGGCCAGCAGAGGGAGACAGACUGACAGCUGAGAUGCCGAGGAGGUCCCGAGAUGCUGCCUGUCACCCGGGAGGCAGUUUCCCAACUGUUCCGACCCUCCCGGGGCUGCCAGAUCCCCGAGCCCGAGUGCACGCACGUGCAGCCCGUGGUGAGGGCACAGGGCGGGUAGGCUGUUGGCACGUGAAGUCGCCGUCAGCCCUGAGGGACGGUGAGCGAGUUGGGACUUGGGGGAGAAAAAAAAAAUGGGGGCGGACGUCAGCUCCCUGGGCGGCCGCCUCCCCGAGGCCCCUCCUGCAUUCCUGGGCAGCGAAGCCCCUCGCUAAGACGGGGACUGAUGUCAUCCUGGGCCGCCGAGCCAGGGGACCCGGGGGCCCUGGUGGCUGCCUCCGGAAGUGAGCAUGCUGCCUGCCGGCCGACAGGUUUAGAGUCUCUGGCCAGAGGACGAAAAACCUGCGUGGCAUGGGUCAGGUGAGCCGGGUCCAGCUGGGGGCUGCGGCAGGUGGCAGCCUGCCCACCGGGUCCUUCCUGUGUGCGCCCGGGAGGGGCCGCCUCCCUGAGGGACGGUGAGCACCGGGGUGCCCAGGGCCACUGCCUCUUCCUCCCCCACCUCACGGGGACCGUCACACCCGGGAGCGAGUGCUGCUCGAUUUCCCCAAGCUCCCGGUCGCAGCCGAUGCAGCCCGUGAGUGCCGCUGGGGCUGGAGUGGGGACCGCCCAGCGUGUUGACUUUACAACUCGGGCGGGUGGACUCCCGGCCCCGACCGUGACCUGCCUCCGAAUUCUCAGCGAGACCCGCAGGUGCUGCCGGCUGCUGGCUCUGCGAUGGUGAUUUCCUCCCGGUUUGGCUGAAGAGGGCUGCCGGGUUUUCUCUCCAAGCAAGCCCAGAACUUGCAGGAGCAGAAAGUAGAAAGAGGGAGUGGACCCUGGUAGUGCGAAAUUGCUUUGUCCCUCGCUCACCUCCUUCCUCCCCUCCUCCGGCCCCAUGGAUUACCUGGGAGACAAACUCACGGUGGCCCAAACCCACAUGACCCAGUGGAUGGGCACAGUGAGGAGGUCCUUCCAGGAGGCCCUCAACUUAGUGACCACCACGGUGGGCCACGAGAGGACGAGCGGGGAACCCGCCAGCCGGACCCCCUUCAAGCGCACCUCUUCCUUCCGACACCUCGCCUCCCGCAGUCGGGAAUCUUUCCGCCGCUUCUCCGCCCGCAGCCAACAGAGAUUUUCUUCCCUGAGGAAAAGGCAGACAGACUCGGAGCCACCAGACCUUACCUCCCCGAUAACUUCAGGGAAGCCCAGCUCACUGACCAGGGCUGAACUCAAAGAGAGGGCUUACUGUUUUCACAGAGGAACCUUCUGCCACCUGACAGUGUCAGCCCAGCUCAAAAGAGCCCGAAGGCAGGUGAUGGGCUAGGCCAACUCCUUCUCUGGGCUCAGCAUGGUGAUACCGUGCUGAUGGUCACGAUGGGCCCCAGCUUUGAGGGUUGGAGCCACGGGGUCCACGGGGCUCUGAGCCGGCCCUCUGCACACUUGCGGUCACUGAAAGCUCACAGCUGCCCUGACAGGUGCACGGAUUCAGCAUCCCCAGAGAGGUGUGAUGACUCUCCCAGGGUCACACAGCAAAGUAGAACAGUCUGAUGCAAACACGUGGGUCUGUGACAUGUUCUCUUGUGGGUCUGUGCUGCUUUCUAGCCCUGGAUAAAUCCGUGGGGCCUGAAUUUAUAAGACAGUUCCUCCAAACCAACCUCUGGAAGGGGUUUCUUGGGCCAGGGAGAGAGGACCUCUUAUUCAUUCUUUCUGUCUCUCUGUCUAUCUAUUUCUGUCUCUAUAUGCACGUCUGUGUCUCUCUCUUUGUUUCUGUCUCUAUGAAUGUCCCUCUCUUCCCCUCUGUGGCAGCGCAGUUAAGGGCAUGGGGUUUGGUAGCGUUCAGCUCUCUCGCCCUCAGAGCCGUGGGACCCUGGGCCCUGGCUUGAAUCGCCCCAGCCAUGUCGCCCUGCUCAUGUGUUAGCUGCUGUAUGUCCUGCCUCCCCAGCUUGCUGGAGGAAUGAAUGAAGUUAGGCUGCUCAGGGGACUUGCCUUCUCUGCUCGCUGUUGUGUCACGGUGCCUGUAGCCACGUACGUACGCGCUAAGUAACUCCGGGCCUCAGUCCCUGCCCAGAAUUUAGCAUUUGGCAUCUACUGAGUGGGGAGCACCAGCUGGUUUUGGGGUUGAGGGCUUGAAUCAGACUCUGCCAUGUCCUGGUCGAGGGAUUUUGACCCGUUAGGAGCUAGCCUCAGUUUCCUCUUCUGUGAAAUGGGGUGAACUAUGGCAUCGUGUGGAGGUUGAAACGAGCGCCGGGCUCAGUGCCAGCUACAGAGAAUGCAUGCGCUUGUAAACGCCUUCUCCCUGUUGGAUACCACGAUGUUCAGACUUGACGGGAUGGGGGAAGCCUCAGCUUCCGCAUCUGAGAAAUGGGGAUUAUCAUCACUCCGCAUUGCCAAUCCCCAUUAUUAUUAUUCACGGGCACAGAUGUGCCUGUGAAUGUGCGGCCGUGCCUAGCAUGUCAUUAGGUGUGCCUUCAAAGUCCGCCGCUGCGACAACCAGACCUUUUCUCUCCAGCCGUUCCUUCAAAGAUUCCCAGUGAACUGGAAAACCCACACAUGCCCCCUAUUACUGGGGGGCCUCACUUAAAAUAUUUGUUUUAUAGGAGGAAACUUUGUAAAGCCACAAUUACCUAAGAGCUUGGGGACAAGGAGAGUAUCCGUGCUGGGGUGGGGAGGGGAGCAGGCUUUUGGUCUUGACAACUUGGACUUGAACAUGAUUUAUCCAAAAAAUCUGCUCCGUUCCAAGUCCUGCCUCAGGCUCGUAUUUACUCAGAGCACCGUGGAAGAAUCCAUCACAGGCAUAAAGUAACCGUCAAAGGCGUGCCCUGAAAUGUUUUCUAAAGCCAGCCUUGAAAUAAUUUGCUAAUGGCUUGCCUCUGCGUCCAAGGAAUAAAAGGGGGAAAGAAGGAAAAACAAACGCAUUGUCUCUGAACGACAAAGGCAGGAAGGGACACGUUUGUACUGCAGCCCAGCGAGCCUGAGAAGGAAGCCCAGCAGACUAAGAUGGAUUCCACGUGGAGGCCAGACAGAACGUUCCAGAACCCAGGAACAAUGGCAGUGCCACAGAGGCUGAGACUGGAAUAAAAGCGGGAAGUGGGGGUCUCUAGGGUCAUGGAAUGCUCCCCAGAGGGCUCUGGAACGGGACAGACUCAAGAUCGGGUCUCAGGUCCUCCAUGUGCUGGCCGAGUGACCUUGGGCACA
Molecule: messenger RNA, 3441 nt
Organism: Zalophus californianus (California sea lion)
Lineage: Eukaryota; Metazoa; Chordata; Mammalia; Carnivora; Otariidae
Exons: 2
Coding region: 1142-1570 (142 amino acids)
Source: RefSeq, a predicted model, not a curated record